Messenger RNA from Patella vulgata (common limpet), 662 nucleotides. RefSeq names its product UDP-GalNAc:beta-1,3-N-acetylgalactosaminyltransferase 1-like. Lineage: Eukaryota; Metazoa; Mollusca; Gastropoda; Patellidae. The transcript is spliced from 2 exons. Bases 15 to 662 code for a protein of 215 amino acids. Gene Ontology annotation, molecular function: hexosyltransferase activity. The record is from RefSeq and is a predicted model, not a curated record. Gene Ontology annotation, cellular component: membrane.
UGAAUAAUAUCAGUAUGUGCACCCAAUCGGAACCUGUAAACGUCAUUGUUGUUGUUCAUACCGCUCCAACUCAUUUCCUCCAAAGAGAAAACAUUCGGGAAACAUACGGUGCACGUAAAUUGUUCUUGCCGACCGAAGUUCGUGUCAUUUUUCUUUUAGGGCGCGUGGAAGACUUAAAUCUACAACGGGGAAUCGUCGACGAACAUAAUAAAUAUGGUGACAUAAUACAGGGAGAUUUUAAAGAUGCCUACCAUAAUCUGACGUAUAAAGCUGUGAUGGGUUUACAUUGGGUUUCUCAUUACUGUCCAGAUGUUGAAUACGUCAUCAAGACGGAUGAUGACGUUAUGUUUGACAUGUGGAGGUUUAUAAAGCAAGUGUAUGCUAACAUCCUGUUUAUAUCGAGAACGAUAUAUGGCAUAGCUCGUUUCAAUGACUGUAUCCCACGUUCGGGAAAGUGGACUGUGCCGUCUAAUUUUCUGAGAGGUUAUUCAUAUUAUCCAUUUCAAUUUUGUAUUGGAUUUGUUCUCAUAAUAAGUGCUGACGUCAUUCCUGACUUAUAUUUUGCUUCUUUUAAAGUCCCAUUCUUUUGGCUGGAUGAUGUGUAUUUGACAGGACUAUUGCGGUCGGCCGCUGGUGGAAUCCCGUUUGUACCAAAAGCUUAA